This is a messenger RNA of Dujonia railenensis, 2145 nucleotides long. The record is from the annotation of a GenBank genome assembly. Lineage: Eukaryota; Fungi; Ascomycota; Pichiomycetes; Serinales; Debaryomycetaceae.
AUGGCUGAUAAGGAAAUCACUACUUUUGUAGUGGAUAUCUCUUCCUCAAUGGGAGUAUCUUCCUCUCCUGCAUCUAGGGAACUAUCGGAUCUAGAUUUGGGAUUGAAGUACUUGUUUGAUGUUGCAUCUGCCAAAGCAAUUAGAGGUAGGAAGACUGACUUUAUAAGCGUGAUUGCCGUACAUUCACCUGAAACGGAAAACCCGUAUUCCAGCGAUGACUCCUUUCAAAACAUUGAAAUUGUCUCCAAGAGGAUUGCUCCUAUAAGCUAUGUAGACUUGAAAAAUAUUCAUAGUAAGCUUCAACCGAACCCAGUGCCUAACUCCGAAUACCUGGAGAAUCAGUUGGGUGAUGUAUUUGAAGGACUAGUUUUAGCUGUACUGUUGCUAAAAGAUACGCUGAAACUUAAAUUUAACAGAAAUAUUGUAUUAAUAACUAACGGGGAGUCAUCAAUCACUUCAUUUGAUUCUCAGUUGGCUGGUCCAACGUUAUCUGCCAUGGAGAAGCUUUCAAUAAAUUUGCUAGUUAUUGGGAUAGAUUUCGAGAAUGUGGAUCAUUUCAGUGAUAUCAAACGUAAAAACGUAGCAAAAUGGCGAGACAUUUGUGCUAAUUGCUAUAAUGGUAAAUUGAUAACCGGAAAUGAGGCGCUACAAUCGAUUUUGUAUCACCCACCUUUGAAAAAAGUUAGACCCAUGAAGGCAUUCAAGGGCCAACUUCGAUUGGGUAUUGAUUACCAAAAGUUAUUAAAACACUCUAAGAGAGAUACUUUCAAGGUUGAUGUUAAAAAGGAGGAUAUAGAAGAGUCCUACGAGCCUGAUUUAGAUACUUUCAGCUUAUGUCUAAAUGUAGAAUGCUACCCUGCUACCAAAAUCGAGCUGCUUCCAAGUGGUCACUCUUUUUUUGUGGAUAAGUCCAAGAAUGCUUCCAAAAUUUCACAAAUAAGAGAGUACUAUAUUGAAACCGCUAAGGAGAAAGAUGAAGCAGAAAAAGAACUUGGGACAAGACAUUCGACCAGUAAAGUGAAAUCAGAAGAAGAUCCCGAGGUUAAAGUCGAGGCUAUUCAAGAUUUUGAUAAAAUUAAAGCAUUCAAGUAUUCAAAUUAUGAUUUAAUACCGUUGGAUCCUGGUCUUGAAGAAGCUACUACUUUAAAAUCAAUUGAAGGGAUAGACAUAGUAGGGUUCUUAAAGAAAACGUCAUUCCUGUAUGCAUACUUGACUGAGGAAUCAUUUUACGUGAUACCGGAAUCCAACUCACUCAUGCGAAGCGUAGUUGGAUUUAAUUCCUUUUGUCUGGCGAUGAUAGAAUUAGAAUGUUAUGCAAUUGUCCGUUAUGUUCAAAAGGAAAAUUCUGAAGUAAGAAUGUGCGUACUAUUACCAUAUACUGUCGAAGUUGAUGAUGGUGAGUUUGUUUACACAUGUAGUAUGGUUAGAAUUCCGUUCAAGGAAGAUGAAAAAAUUGGUAGAUUCCCAUUUUUGACCCCUAAACAAAAGUCGAAUAGAGACCAAGAAGAAAAUGGUGAAGCUGAAGAGAGUGUCAUAACUUAUCCUUCAGAAGAGGUAAAUAAAUUAAUGGAGUCAUUUAUCCUAUCAAGAGACUUGGACAAAGAAGACAGUCACACCUCCAAUACCAAUAUUUCAAUACCUAAGACUGUCUCCUCUGCUAAAUCUGCUUCCCUUCUUCCUGUUCCCCCAGAAAGACCUUCAGAUUCUACAGACUCCAAGCUUUUGUCCAACUCGCCGGCAAUUCACAAGUUCAACAUUAAUUUACGUCGAAUGAUCAUUGCAACAUUAUCGAAUGAUGAUAUCAAUGACGCUUUAAAUGACCCAGAUUUUGUACAGAAAUAUCUCGUUUCAAAGGAAACCAAUUUGUUCAAUUUGUCCAAUGUCUUACUGUUGAAUUCAAGUAGCGAUAAAGAGUGGCUAUCCAACUUGAAUCUCAAGUCUAACCCAAUUGCUAAAGAGCUUAUUAAGGAGCUAGAUGUGAGGUAUAUUACCAAGGAAGAAGCAGAUCAGCGUGCUAAUAAACGUAGAAAGGGAGCUGGCACCAACGUUCACUCUUUAUUCAGCAAAAACCCACAAGGUACAUUUGGAGCUAAUGAAGGAGAUUAUGACGCUAUGCCAGAUUUAGAUAAUUUAUUAAAUGGCUGA